CGUGCUGACUGGAAGUGGCGUACGUGCAGCGCGGAGUUGGAGAGUGGCGGCGCAAGCUCCGCCCCCCUCGGCGCGAGAGAGGAGGGACGGGGUCUCGCGCCGGCCACGGAGGAGGCGGAGGACGUCGACGAAGACGCGGGUUCUCUCUCGCUCGCUCCGGCUUGAGGGGAGGAGAAGCAAGGGAGGGAGGCCUCGGCGGGAGAUGAGGCGCUCCCUUCCCCUCAGCCGGCCAUGAAGCGGUGGCGGAGGCGGCGGCAGAACUACUGAGGGCGGGCGGGCGGACCGGCGGGCGAGGAGGCCUCGCUGACGAAGGGGUGGGAAGAGAGCGGCGGCAGAGCACGACGGCCAUGAUGAAGUGAGCCCGCAGCUGGGCGCUUGGCCUUCCUGAAGAGGAGGAGGCCGCCGCGGAGGAAGCUGAGGCGUGGGACGCGCGCGGCAGCAUGGCCAAUGACAGCGGUGGGAGUGGCAGCAACGGCGGGGCCGGCCAAGGCGGAUGCGGGGAAAGCAGCAACGGCAACAACGGCGGCGGGCCCAACAGCUGCAGCGCCAGCAGCGAGCGGGACCGGCAGUACUGCGAGCUGUGCGGGAAGAUGGAGAACCUGCUGCGGUGCGGGCGGUGCCGCAGCUCCUUCUACUGCAGCAAGGAGCACCAGCGCCAGGACUGGAAGAAGCACAAGCUCAUCUGCCGGGGAGGGGACCCGCAGCACGGGCACAACAGCCACAGCCGCCCCCACGCCGCCGGGGAAAAGGAAGGAGCGGGAGCAGCGGCGGGCAAGAAGGGAGCCAAGCCCCUUCCUCCUCCCACUCCCCCUCCUCUUCCCCCGGUGGCGACCAAUAACCACGUUGCCAAAGCGGCGCCGGAGGCCCAGGAGGAGGAGGACGACGACAAGGAUAAGGAGGAAGCGGCUGCGGCGGCCCCGCCAACCCGGGAGGCGGGAGGCCUCAUCUACCGGGACAAGUCCAACUUGACCGGCGAGGCGUCGCUCCGGCGCAACGGGCAGAUGAAGUCGCAGGUGCCUCAGCGGCUGGCGCUGGAGUACAUCGUGCCCUGCAUGAACAAGCACGGCAUCUGCGUGGUGGAUGAGUUCCUGGGACCGGAGCUGGGCGGGCGCAUCGAGCAGGAGGUGCGCGCCUUGCACCACACGGGACGCUUCACCGACGGGCAGCUGGUCAGCCAGAAGAGCGACUCCUCCCGGGACAUCCGCGGAGACAAGAUCACCUGGGUGGAAGGCAAGGAGCCCGGCUGCAAGGCCAUCGGGAAGCUCAUGAACAGCAUGGACGAUCUCAUCCGCCACUGCAAUGGCAAGCUGGGCAACUACAAGAUCAACGGCAGGACGAAAGCAAUGGUGGCUUGUUAUCCAGGCAAUGGGACAGGAUAUGUGCGUCAUGUUGAUAACCCAAAUGGAGAUGGAAGAUGUGUCACAUGUAUAUAUUACCUUAAUAAGGAUUGGGAUGCCAAGACAAGUGGAGGUAUUCUUCGAAUAUUCCCAGAAGGCAAAGCCCAGUUUGCUGACAUUGAACCUAAAUUUGAUAGACUGCUGUUUUUCUGGUCUGACCGCCGCAACCCUCAUGAAGUGCAGCCUGCAUUUGCUACAAGGUACGCAAUAACAGUGUGGUAUUUUGAUGCAGAUGAACGAGCCCGCGCUAAAGUAAAAUACUUAACAGUUAAGGUGGUACUGACUGUUUUAGAAGAUACCACAUUUCAUCCUUGGGCAUCUAAAAUGGCUUUACAUUCUUGAAGGUGAAAAGGGUGUGAGGGUUGAACUCAACAAACCUUCUGAUUCAAAUGGGAAAGACCUUUUAUAAAGCCUUCGAUCUAGCAAUUCCUUGGCUCUUCUCCUCCUGCCCCCAAACAGUCCUUGGCGCUGUCUGUAACUUUUGAAUGUGAAUAUUAAGAUAAAGGAAAAUCAACGCCAAAUCAACACUUGGAAUAAACCAAUCAAUAAAUAAUAAGUUUCAGUGUUGCAUCAAAUGGAUUUUGUAACUGCUGAAGCGUUGUACUACAUGAUUGUGACUCCAGUCCUGUGACUGCUUAUUUGAAGAUAAGCAUUGAGAAGAAACAGCUUACACAUGAAGUGCCCUACAUAGUUUUCUAUGUUGAUAUUUUGCCAUUCAGUCAUCCGGCUCAAUGAUGUUCAUCUCCCUCUUUUUUUUUUUUUUUAAGAAAAGUGGUAACAUUUGAAUUUUUUUUUGUAUAAACCAAGUUCAACUGAUCAAAAUUAAGCAAAACAAAUAUUAUUCUUCAGAAUACCAUUUAUCUAUUUUUGUAAAUUUGCUGUUCACACUGUUAUCUUACCAUGUAAAACCUAAUUUAAAUAAGAGUUGCCAGUAACUGAUGAUCACUUUGUCUUUUCACUUAAAAUCCCAAAAGGAGCACUUUAAUUACCAUCUGAACCCAACUGUUUUUAUUUUCAUAUCUUACACUAAUUUGAACAUUUUUUUAAAAGAUUGCUGCUGUAUUGUGUUCUUUGAAACUUUUAAAAAACUGAAACAGAUGCCUAUCUUGCUGUCAAUUACUUUGUUAAAUUUGUGGUUUUAUAUGUUGAAUGCAGAAAGCAAACAUUCUGUAUACUGUCUCAUUUGGGUUUUCUAAGUGACUGGCUUGCACUAAGUGAACUUGACGCUAUCUGUACUGUCCUUGGUGUUGGAAACUGUGGGCACAAUCCAUUGGGAACUUCAUCUAUGAAAGCCACUUGAUAGAAGUAAAAAGUCAUUCAAAAACACAGCUGUGCUUUUUUGCAGCUUCUGCUUUUAAUAGGGCUUGUGCAGAUGGAUUAUCAAGUGGACUAUGCCCAUAAGUACCAUCAAACCCCUCUAACAAAUACAAGGGCUUUUCUAGGCUUUUAGAUGUACCAAUAAAUACCCUUUCUACUACCUUGAUGGGAGACCUCUGUUUUGACUCUUCAAAAAAAAAAAAAAAAAGCUUAUUACCUGCCACUGUAGGGCAAUGCAAUUUAAAAUCAGAGAUGACGUUUCUCUCAAAGCAGUAGUAUUCCUUCUCAUUUACAGUUGAGUCACUUGAUCUUACAUAGUGUCAAGGCUGUAUUCAGUGCAUUAAUACUGAAGUGCAUCACUACGGCCUUAAUAAUGUAAAGGUUGUCAUACUGCUGAGAAAGUUUUAACGUUUGCUUCUGAUCAAUAUGGAGAUGUUUUUGACACAGGAAAAUAAUUAUUUGCUUUAAGAUGGUGAAGCAAUAAUGUUCCCUCAACAAGAUUUUUUGAAAUGUUUGUUUGGGAAGGGAUGGCUAUGUGCUCAAGAAUAACCCCUGAAGGAAAGUUUUUAUUCUACAAGCCUUAGAAACAUGAGCCUCCCUACACAAUAUUUCAUCAUCUGCCCCUUGAUUCCCUCAACUAAAUCAGAACAAUGUGAGUGUACAGAAAUAUUUCUGUAUGUACGACUUGGACCAUUUUAGCAUCUGUAUAGUGUGUAUUCUUAUUAGAGACCUUUUCUAUGGAAAGUUCAGUAAUUUUUAUUAAAAAAAACCCUUACUAUUCAUGUAAAACAUGAAAAAGGAGUGUAUUUAAUGACAACUGACGAAGAGGGAAAUUCAGUAUUGUGAUAGCAUAAUUGGGGAACUUGUGACAAGAGUUCUGGGGUUUUUUGUCCCUUCCCUCUCCCCUAUAAAAACAAGCUGUCAAAACUUUUUAACAGUUUUUCUCUUCAUCCUGGUAAAUCAGAAGAAAACAUCUCUAUUGUAAGUGCCUCUACAAGCCUGACCAAGGAGUGUAAAUCUUCUUUUCUGUCUGGUCUGCAGUGCAAUGCACUGUUUUAGGCCUAAAGAACACCAUUUCUGACUCUUAACUGCUUUUGUAUUUUGUUUAAUAUGUUAGAAAUGCACAACAUACGCCUUUACAUUUUUGUUUGUCCCUCUGUUCAAAGUAUUGAUGUCUUACAUUUGUGCUUGCUGGGGAGAUUUAAACAUGGUUAAAUCUCUCAGUUUGUUAUUUACAAAAGAUUGCCGAACUGGGUCUUAUAACAACUGUUUAGAAAACCAUUCAUGUCAGUUUAGUCUCCAGUCUUGGGCAUCACCAAGCAUUAACCUACCAGUUGCAGACUGUUUUUAAACUGUCUUAUGGCCUGUAUGUGUGUUUAGUCCUGGUUAAAGAUAAAGCUUCAUAAUAUCUUUAUUUCAUGACAUUAGCCAGCUGUAAAACACAAGACUUUUAUCUAGCAGGCAAAGAAAUUCAGGAUUCAUUUGCAGAUUUCCUAUGAAGUCAUGUAACUUUUGAAAAACAGUGUUCAUUACUGAAAGAGCUCUCAAGUUGCUUGUAAAGCUAAUCUAAUUAAAAGAUGUAUAAAGGUUCUUGAAACAA
Anolis carolinensis (green anole) is the source of this 4314-nucleotide messenger RNA. RefSeq names its product egl-9 family hypoxia inducible factor 1 (gene egln1). The coding region runs from base 441 to 1739 and encodes 432 amino acids. Gene Ontology annotation, molecular function: L-ascorbic acid binding; peptidyl-proline 4-dioxygenase activity; ferrous iron binding. Gene Ontology annotation, cellular component: cytoplasm; nucleus. The record is from RefSeq and is a predicted model, not a curated record. NCBI's taxonomy places the organism in Eukaryota, Metazoa, Chordata, Lepidosauria, Squamata, Anolidae. The transcript is spliced from 6 exons. Gene Ontology annotation, biological process: peptidyl-proline hydroxylation to 4-hydroxy-L-proline; cellular response to hypoxia.